Molecule: messenger RNA, 1092 nt
Organism: Pangasianodon hypophthalmus (striped catfish)
Lineage: Eukaryota; Metazoa; Chordata; Actinopteri; Siluriformes; Pangasiidae
Gene: cbx3a
Product: chromobox homolog 3a (HP1 gamma homolog, Drosophila)
Exons: 5
Coding region: 163-687 (174 amino acids)
Biological process (GO): negative regulation of transcription by RNA polymerase II; chromatin organization
Cellular component (GO): pericentric heterochromatin; nucleus
Molecular function (GO): chromatin binding
Source: RefSeq, a predicted model, not a curated record
GUUUUUUUCUUGGUCCUCCGCUUUUGUUCGCUUGCUUUCGCGCCCAUGCGGCACAGCGUUGUCCUCUGCGCGUUUUACUGAACGUGUUGUUUUAACUAGUUCUAACUCGCUGUGUUUAGAGAUCUUGUGUUUUUUAAGGUGUUGCUACGUUUGCAGGUCGUUAUGGGUAAGAAACAGACUAGCAAAUCCAAAAAGGAGGUGGAGGAGCCAGAAGAGUUUGUGGUGGAGAAGGUGAUUGACCAGCGAGUGGUGAAUGGAAAAGUCGAGUUUUUCCUCAAGUGGAAAGGUUUCCCGGAUUCUGAUAAUACUUGGGAGCCUGAAGAAAAUCUUGAUUGCCCUGAGUUAAUUGCUGCCUUCCUGGAGUCACAGAAAGGUGUGGUUGAGAAGCCUGACUCCAACAAGAGGAAGUCUUCCACAGAUGAGCCAGAGACAGAGGAGAGCAAGGCCAAGAGGAAGAAAGAGUUGAAUGAAAAACCAAGGGGCUUUGCCAGGAAUUUGGAACCGGAGCGAAUUAUAGGGGCAACAGACAGCAGUGGUGAACUGAUGUUUCUAAUGAAAUGGAAGGAUUCCGACGAGGCAGACUUGGUACCAGCACGAGAGGCCAAUACCCACUGCCCACAGGUGGUCAUCGCUUUCUAUGAGGAGAGGCUAACCUGGCACUCAUGUCCAGAGGAUGAACAGCACUAGUAUUCUACAAAAUAUCUAUGUACUAUUCCAGCCCUAAAGCUUUCUGGCUGAGCCACCAUCUGCAACCUGGGGCCAGAAUGCUUUCCUUGUUUUGUGCUGCACUGUGGACAGCCUGACUGUGUUUUAUUGUCUUCGUUUGGCCAAAAGGCCUGGGCGAAAUGAGGGUUUUUUUGAUUAAGAUGAAAAUGAAAGUUUGUUCUGUUAGGCUGCUGUGCCCCUUUAUUUUUGUUUGAUGCAUUUGUGUAUCUAUAGACUUCCGUUUGCCCAUUUCCAUUGUCCAGUGUCCACUUAUAAUUCUAUUGCAUUGGGUUCAUACUUGGCCUGACUUUGAAUAGUUCUGCUGUAUAUUUUCUGUAAAUAUUUUUUCAGAAAAGGUUCAAUUAAAGGUAUGUGCCUUUCUUUUAA